UUUACAUCACCCGGGCCGGAGCUGCAGCCCUGCUCUCCGCGCUCCCGAGACACUCGCAGCGGAAGCGGCCGCGGCUCCGCACACGUCCGGCCGCUGGGGACCGAGGCCAGAGCCUCACCCGGAGCCGAGCUCGGCGGCGGCGGAGCAGCGCGGGCCACCGAGGAGUGCCAGGCGACCCUGAGCUCUUUCUGCGCCAGGACCCCGCCGCGUGCUAGGGCAAGAUGCGAGCCAGCCCUCUGGCUGUUCCAGCAAAUGUCCCCUCCAGGAAGAAGCGGUUGGAGCUGGAUGAUGACCUAGACACUGAGUGUCCCAGUCAGAAACAAGCUCGAAGUGGGCCCCAGCCCAGGCUACCCUCCUGCCUGCUGACGCUGAACCCACCGCCUGCUCCUGUUCAUACUCCCGAUGUGACCACUGCCUCCAGGCUUGGACCCUAUGUUCUCCUGGAACCUGGGGAGGGGAGCCGUACCUAUCGCGCUCUGCACUGUCCCACAGGCACGGAGUACAUCUGCAAGGUGUACCCGGCCUGCGAGAGCCUGGCGGUGCUGGAGCCCUACUGGAGGCUGCCUCAUCAGGGCCACGUGGCCCGGCCGGUGGAGGUCCUGGAGGGCACGCAGCACCUCUACGCCUUCUUCCCGCGGCCACAUGGGGACAUGCACAGCCUGGUGCGCCGCCGGCGUCGCCUCCCGGAGCCCGAGGCCGCCGGGCUCUUCCGCCAGAUGGCCGCCGCCCUGGCGCACUGCCACCAGCACGGGCUGGUCCUCCGAGACCUCAAGCUACGGCGCUUCGUCUUCACCGACCGGGAGAGGACGAAACUGGUGCUGGAGAACCUGGAAGAUGCCUGUGUGCUGACUGGGCCUGACGACUCCCUGUGGGACAAGCACGCAUGCCCAGCCUACGUGGGCCCCGAGAUCCUCAGUUCCCGGGCAUCCUACUCAGGCAAGGCGGCAGAUGUCUGGAGCCUGGGUGUGGCACUCUUUACCAUGCUGGCCGGCCACUACCCCUUCCAGGACUCAGAGCCUGCCCUGCUCUUUGGCAAGAUCCGCCGUGGCACCUUUGCCCUGCCUGAGGGCUUCUCGGCCCCCGCCCGCUGCCUGGUCCGCUGUCUCCUCCGAAGGGAGCCAACUGAGCGGCUCACGGCCUCGGGUAUCUUGCUGCACCCUUGGCUGCGGGAGAAUGCCAUCCCUGCAGCCCCACCUCAGUCCCGCCACUGUGAGGCUGACCAGGUGGUCCCCAAAGGGCCGGGGCUGGAGGGAACAGAGGAGGAGGGAGAAAGAGAUGUGGGUCUCUAUGGCUGAUGUCACCUGACUGGACUCUCAGCUGCAGACAGUGGGUUGAGCCUAGGGUAUCUCUAAGCUCUCUUCUGCCUCUUUGAGCUGAGCCAAACCUUAAGUGCCUUCUGGGAGGAAGAGAGGAGGAGGUGUGUGCAGAGCAUGCUGGACACACACACCUGUACAGACGAGCUCGUGCCCCACCGAGUCCUUCUCCGGAGCUCCCUCUGCCAAGCCCUGUUCCGGAUGCUGGGAACACAGCAGUGAACGACAGAGACAAAGUCCUGCUCAGAGCGGACAAUACUUUCCAUGCCCAUGAGUCAGUGUCUACACUGAGCACCCACAGUGCAGGGGCUGGCAUCCACUCGUGCUGAUGCCCAGGCACCUCUGACGUGGGACAGUCCCUGUCACAAACAACCCAGCUGCCUUUGUAUCUCCUGCCUUUUCAGGGGAAUGGAAGCAAACCUGUGCCAAAGGCUCCAGGUCUCUCCCCUGUGAUUCAGGACCCUAGAGCCCAGACCAGGCUGGGAAUUGUGCUCCCAGCAGCUCUGUCCUCUUGGCCAAGGGCUUCUCCAUCCAGGCUUGAGCCAAGGAUUUGGGCUGGAAGAUCAGGAGUGCAAACCGUGAGGCUGGUCCUCAUCUUACUGAAAGAGUAGUUUGGAGUGAGGGUCCAGGCCUGUCCACCUCCAUGGACCAAGCACCAAGAUCAGGCAAGUUCUGUCCCCUGGCCUCCUGGAAAGUCUCAGGUGCAGGGCCCUACGUUAACAAUAUGGGUUUAGAUGCCAUGAGUGUGUAUUUUUUAUCUUGCGGCUCAUAAAGGAAUUAUGAAAUGCUGUCAUCUCUCUUGGAUAUUUCGUCCAUCUUCUUCUCUCCAUCUCUUCUGAGUUUUCUGUGCCUCUGAAACCAGCCUCAGGGUGAAAGGUCAGAGGCCUUGUGUCUCAAUCUCUGAGUGGUUUGUGAGAAUAGGAGACCCAGUGGGUCUUCUCUCAUUUACUCUGUUCUUUCUGGAUGUUCCGAUGUCUCAGGGUACUGUUUGACUGCAAGUCACCGAAAUCUUGAGUCAAAGUGGAAAGAAAGAAGGAGACGAACCAGGAAGUCAACAGGCAGAGAGGGGAUAGGCUUCAGGGCUCAUUUAUUCAUCUGGCUCAGUCGGUAAAGAAUCUGCCUGCAAUACAGGAGAACUGGGUUUGAUUCCUGGGUCAGGAAGAUCCCCUGGAGAAGGAAAUGGCAACCUACUCCAGUACUCUUGCCUGGAAAAUUCCAUGGAAAGAGGAGCCUGGUGGGCUGUAGUCCAUGCGGUCACAAGAGUCGGACACGACUUGAUGACUAAACCACCACGGAGCUGUUAGGAAGGACCCUGGCUCCCUAUGUUCAUUCUGUCUUGGCUCUGUUGUCCCAGGUAACUGCUGGCACAAUGGCUACAACCAUCUGUGGUGUCACCUAAGACAGACCCAUGACCAGAGGAAGAAGGAGGGUGGUACCUGAAAACUCAUUACUCUGGAGUCAGGCUGCCUGAAAUUAAAUCCUGGCUCCAACACUCACUAGCUGUUCGACCCUUGGCAAAUUUCUUAACCACUCUAUACCGCAGAGACUUCAUCUGUAAAAUGAGAGAUAAUAGUACCUAACCCAAGAAAGUUGAAUGGGUUAUUUUAUUUAAAGCACUUAGAAUUAACAGUGCCUUGCAUAACAAGUCCUCAAUCAGAGUUAGGUGUUUCUCUCUAUAACUUUUCCACGGGAUGAGGAAAGCUUUCCUAGGAGCACUCUGAACAGAUUUGCCCACAUUCCUCAUUGGCCAGACCUGGGCCUUGUGCCUUCUCCUGACCAAUCACCAGCAAGGGAAAUGCAGUUAUGUUAAUUAUCAUGUCAAUUCUCCAGCAGUUUCCCUGAGGCUCAUGCUACAUAUAGGGAGUUGGGAUGGUGGGGGAAAGAUACCUGCACAAAAUCAAAUUCUGAGAGUGAGGAGGAGUGGGAAAAAGUGCAGAGGAAGAGAACUGUGGGAGCUCCCUCAAUAGCUUGCUAACUGCAGACAGGUGAGGGAGGCUAUCGUAGACUGCCCAGCCAUCAGUUGACCCUCCAGCUGACUGAAAAUGCAGAGUUCAGUUAGGUUGACCCAGACCAGAAAAUUUCCCCAACUGACCCACAGGAUCAUGGGCUAAAUAAAAUGAUGAUUGUUUUAA
This is a messenger RNA of Dama dama (fallow deer), 3445 nucleotides long. It is a transcript of the gene TRIB3, whose product is annotated as tribbles pseudokinase 3. Bases 222 to 1295 code for a protein of 357 amino acids. The transcript has 4 exons. The record is from RefSeq and is a predicted model, not a curated record. Lineage: Eukaryota; Metazoa; Chordata; Mammalia; Artiodactyla; Cervidae. Gene Ontology annotation, molecular function: mitogen-activated protein kinase kinase binding; ATP binding; protein kinase activity. Gene Ontology annotation, cellular component: nucleus. Gene Ontology annotation, biological process: regulation of MAP kinase activity; positive regulation of proteasomal ubiquitin-dependent protein catabolic process; protein phosphorylation.